Molecule: messenger RNA, 7351 nt
Organism: Mugil cephalus (flathead mullet)
Lineage: Eukaryota; Metazoa; Chordata; Actinopteri; Mugiliformes; Mugilidae
Gene: setd5
Product: SET domain containing 5
Exons: 26
Coding region: 632-5233 (1533 amino acids)
Molecular function (GO): protein binding
Source: RefSeq, a predicted model, not a curated record
AGUUUUGCUGGGACCCGCGGUCGAUGCCGGUUGAGGAGGGGGAUGGGCGCCUCUGCGAAUGUAAAGGACCUGAGACAGAAUCAGAGCCCUGUAUCACAUACAGCAGCAUAUACCCCCAUUAUAAAUAGCAACUGUAAAUAUACAAUACAUUGAAAUAAAUGGUUUUACUCAUCGGGGAUUUAUUAUAGACACCCAAUGGAUGCAGUGCACCUGAACGGGACAGGGAAUUUAACUGUCCGCCUGUGCGUGGGAGACACGGAGAAGUUUGUUUCCUACCCCUGGAGAGGGAGCUACUUUUAAGGGCAAAGGAUACAGGAGACUCCGGGGCCGAUAUACAGGCCUACUGGUCUGGUUGGAUUUGAUGUUGGGAUACUCAAGGACUUGCUACUGUACAUUCAUUUGCCUUGUUUGUCCAACUUUGGAAUGCCUCUUUAGGUCCCCCAUGACCCUGAGCCGUGGGCUUCGGCUCGGCGGCACCCCACCUCAGGAGUGGUCUGUUGUUUUAGUCGGGACCCUGUGAUCCCUUCUCUCACCUCUUCUUGUUUACCCUCCUUCCCAUCCUGCCCCUCCUUCCCCUCCCCUUCCUCCCUCCUCUUCCCCCUCCCUCCCACGCGCCGCUGUGCUGGACGUCAUGAGCAUAGUAAUCGCGCUGGGAGUCACCACACCUGAAACGUCUUACUCAGAUAUGGCUGCUGGAUCAGACCCUGAGUCAGUUGAAGCAAGCCCUGCAGUGAAUGAGAAAAACUACAACCACAGCUGUGGGAGUGCUCAGAGUCAUGGGUAUCGGGGACUACCAUAUGCUAUGCAACAGUCUUCCGUUGUGUGUUGUCAGGAUCACAACUAUGGCGCACCCCCUCCCCCCACCCCACCCGCCUCCCCGCUCUCCCAAACCAUCAUUCCCCGCAUGGAUCUCAACGGUGUGGUACGCAACUCCCGCUAUCACGAAACCACUGAGGACAACUCAGCUGACAGUGAUAGCUCCUCAGAGGAGGAUGGUGCCAUGCCCGGCUGGUGUCAUUGCAGCCUGACUCCAGAUGGCCUGCUCAUCAAAUGUGACAACUGCAGAGGAUUGGACAGGAGGAGAGGAUCCGAAGGCCAACACAGAAAAACGGAAAAUGUCUCUGCUGGAGAAAGCAGUGCAACGGAAAGUGGUGAUGAAGAGGUAUCGCCCUCCACCAUCUCCUAUACUGCUACCCAGCACACACCCACCAGCAUUAAACUCACUGUCAACCGAGUCAAAAGGAACAAAUCCAAAAAGAGAAAGAAGAGCAUGGAGAAGGCCCGUGGAACGACAAAGGCCAAGAAAGUUAAGGCUUUCAGAGAGGGCUGCAGGAAGUCCAUGAGAAUGAAGAACUCAACCACAGAGGCCAGUGUGCUGGAUGAGAACACAGCAGAGGGAUGGGAGAGCAAGAUCCGCCAGUGGACAGACCAGUACGAGGAGGCUCUGGCCAACCAGUACAGUGCAGAUGUCCAGACACUGCUCCAGCUUCACCGAGCUGCCACCACAACAGUCUCGAAGGCAGAGAGUGGCACCACGGCGCCUCCUUCCACCACACAGAUUCACACCUCAGUUGACCCAAUGGAUACCAUCAACCGCACUGAAUUGGCCUGUAACAACACAGUGCUGGGUUCACAGAUGCAGCUCCAGCUGGGCCGGGUAACGCGGGUGCAGAAACACAGGAAGAUCCUCCGAGCAGCCAAAAACCUGGAGCCAGACACACUUGUCAUUGAAUAUAGGGGAAAGGUCAUGCUAAAGCAACAAUUUGAAGUCAAUGGGCACUUCUUCAAAAAACCCUACCCUUUUGUACUGUUUUACUCAAAAUUUAAUGACGUAGAGAUGUGUGUUGAUGCAAGGACAUUUGGAAAUGAUGCCCGCUUCAUCAGGAGGUCUUGUACACCCAAUGCUGAGGUCAGGCAUAUGAUUGCUGAAGGCAUGAUCCAUCUGUGUAUAUAUGCUGUCAGUCAAAUCACAAAGGACGCUGAGGUCACCAUUGGAUUUGACUACGAGUUCAAUAGCUGUAACUACAAAGUAGACUGUGCCUGCCACAAGGGCAACCAGAACUGCCCAGUGCAGAAGCACAACCUGAGCCCCAGGGAGAAUUUGCUUAGCCCCCCUUGCCUUCCACCACCCUCCCCUCUGGUUGGUGCCGAGACCCGACGGAGAAAAGCCCGGAGGAGAGAGCUGGAAGAGUCUCAGGCCAGUGACAGCAACCAGACCGUGGACCAGCAGCACGGGGCCAAAGAUGUGCAUGUGACCAGUGACAUGGAGGAGAGACUGCUGGAUGAGGUCAAGGUGGAAGACAGAGAGGAAGGAGAGGUGGAUGAAAAUGGAAUCGUCAUCUCCAAUAAAAGAAUGUGUAAUAGCCUGGAAAGGAGGAGAAGGAGAGGAACAGAGGCAAGGGAGGAUGGUAUAGAAACUGAGGAUAGAGCAGGAAACCCUGCAGGGAACGUACCCCACAACACUGGAGUGGGAGUCAGCACAAGACGCACCACAUAUGUCGUGGAAGCCCCAUGUAUUGAAGAAAAGAUCUCAUUACCUAACCUGCCUGCCCCAGUUUCUACCUCUAAACCUGCAAGACCCACGAAGCCUCGUCCCAAAAGUCGGAUAUCUCGUUACAGAUCAAGCUCAUCCCAGCGUGCCCGGCGGCAGCGUCAGGCCCUCGCACAGCAGGCAGCAGCAGCUGCUGCAGCCACAGCAAUGGCCACAGCACCGGUAUCAGCUGAUCAGGGUGCUGUUCUGGAUGAAGAGGGAUCUCAGGGCCCAUACGGUGCUGAACACAACCACGGGGAGAGUGGACUAGGAGGUCAUCUCCUCGAUGGAGAGGGCCACGGGCUAAACUACAUGAACAGAGGCAACUUGCGGUAUCCCAAAACCAAGAAGUACCUAGUGACUGAGUGGUUGAAUGACAAGAUGCCUGGAGGAGACAAGGUUCACCAAGAGGUACCUGUGGACCGCCCACUGCGGAUAACCACUGAUCCCACAGUGCUAGCCACCACCCUCAACAUGCUUCCAGGCCUCUCCCACUCAUCGCUCAUUUGCACCACACCCAGACACUACGUCCGCUUUGGCUCACCCUUCAAUCCUGAGAGACGCCGGCCCCGUCCUCUACAAAUGGACGGCACUUAUGGCUGCUAUAAAAAGAGAUGGAUAAAGCAGGUGGAGGAUGAGAGUUGCUCAGCCAGUGUGGAGGAUGGCACAGAGUCCACCUCCUCCCAGCAAAGCACCAGUAGCAGAUCCACCCCCAACCCAAUGUCCAUUGAAGUUAAUACACCAUUUAAGAAGCGCCGCUCCAAGUACAUUACUGAGAGAACACCAGCAACUUCUGACCACUUGCUCCGCCCACUUUCACCGAUCACACCGCCGCUCCCGGAGGACUCCCCUCAUUCACUGCUCAACACUCCCUGUGGCUCACUUCUGCCCAAUGGCUUGAUCUACUCACCCAUGGCCUCAUUGCCCGCCAGCCGCUGCAACACACCACUGCAGUUUGAAAACAUAUCAUCCCCCGAGGCAUCUCCUGUACACCGACCGGAGUCCAUCUCUCCGGAGCCAUGUCUUCAAACAGACUUUGACAUUCGGCCUCACUUCACGGACCUGUCCCUCCCCUCCAGCUUGGAGAGCCCCGUGGCUGUGACCUCAGAUGACUUUUCCCUUGCUGGAGGUGCUUCAGGCCAAGAUUCGCAGGGCCUAUCAACUGUAGGGGCAAGUUCCCUAAACCCUGUGGCGGGUCCUUCCUCAGACCUUAAUGCUCAAAACAGGGAGCAAGCUUUCAGGACAGAGUUUAACCUCAUAUACACCUGCUCACCCCUCAAUGCAAACAUGGGGAUCCCUGUGAACACUGACCGACGCCUCUCCCAAUCAGAAGGAGGUUUCUCCCCCGCAGAAUCGUUCCACAGCUCCAUCAGCGCUCAGGGGCUGGUUGGAGAUGUGGGCCCUGACUCCAUGUCACCGUAUGGUGAGCCUCAUUAUGGGGGAGGCUACCCAGAUAGCAGCACACCUCCUCACACCAGCAACCCACCGCAAAAAAAGAAGAGGGCCAACCAGCAUACCAUUAGUCUGCUGACAGGAAAGCCAGAUUACCAGGCUAUAGCUGUAAGAAGUGAAUACAAGCCAGUACAAAAUAUGAAUGGAACGAGAACAGAUGUCAUUUUCAUCUCUAAGGUGUCUUUGUUGGAGUACCGUAAGAGGAAGAGGGGCAGUGUUCGGGAUUCAGAGCCAGCAGGUAGCAGCUCCUGUCUGGGUGGCACCCCCACCCGGCCCGGUUCCCACUACAGCAAGGACUCCCAUCAGCCCCAUUCACAGCAAAUGCAGCCCACAGCUUCCCCACAGAGCUCCUUCUCCUCUUCCUCUUCAACUCACAAGGCCUACACCCCCCAGUUAGAGGAGGUCAGUCCUCCAGAUCACCAGGGUCCAUCAGGGAAGUCCAGACACCAGGACAACAACAACCAGUGGAUGGUUCCCACUACUGUUGAACGUCUAAGGGAAGGCAAAGGGGUUCUUGAGAGAGUGUUGAGAAGCAUCAAGAUGGAGCAGGUUUACAAGAGGAGUGAUGGCACCACAGAGAAAGAAGCUGAUGCUGAUUCGCAUGAGAUACAGAGUGUGUCCAUGGCCUCUCCCAUGAAGAGUCCACAUAGAUACAGUCCCUCUGUGUACCCACACCAGUCAACAGAAAGCCACCCACAGACUGACAGUCCAUCGUUCCUCCAGCAAACUUCCAACUCUCCGUUCCGGGGUUCCUACAGUCCCUCAUUAAGCCAGAGCUUCUACCCACGCCUCCCCUGCGCCCACCCAGGACAGUCCCAGGACCAACCUCCAUCCUCCUACACCAGUCCCACCCCCACCCCCACCUCCUCAUCGGACUCUAGGCCACCAACGGGUUCUCUACACCAGCAGAGUGGCAGCAGUAACGUGGACGGAGGUCACGGCUACAGCAGCAGCCACUUAAAAGCGAGCCUUCUGAACAGCAGCGCUCUGAUAGGGGCUCCUAGUGCAGGAUCCAGGGCCCAUGGGCAGACUAAAAUGGACUUGGAUGCCCAGGCCUCAAGAGGGAGUCAGCAACAGGUGUCUCAUGGUCUAAUGCUAGGCAGCCCGGGGCAGGCAGCACUGCCGUCCAGCUCCAGGAUGCUGUCAGCAUCUGGGCAGACACAUUAUUCACAGCGAGGGACAAGCCUCAGUCAGUUCCAGCACUCCCCACUCCAGGGAUCCGGAGUAAGGACACAGUCAGGAGGCUUUUAGGACUUUGUGUGUGUGUGUGUGUGCGUGCGUGCGUGCGUGCGUGCGUGCGUGCGUGCGUGCGUGCGUGCGUGCGUGCGUGCGUGCGUGCGUGCGUGCGUGAAUGUUUAUGAAGCUGCAUACCUCCUCAACCCCUAAAGCUGCAGUAAGAAUGGAGAUCUGGUAGUUUGGGGAGGGCAAAUGUACAGACUUAAGAGGAGCAAGGACUUCUUUAUGGGUUUCUCCUUUUUCUUAUUUUCUGUCUAUUCUUUCCAUAUUAAAGAAAAAACAAGUACCACAUUCUGCACAAAGAUUAAUCAUUGACUUUUGACAUCACAACUGAGUGGAGAAAAAAAGCGUUUUGGUUGAAGAGAGAGAAGAAAAAAAAAACAAGAAAUCACGUGUAACUUGAAAUUAUCCCCGUGUUUCCACUUGUUCCAGAUUGUGCAAACAGGCUCUAUAACCGUCUACUACACAAACGUCUGUACAAAGUUCUGAGAAAGAAAAAAAAGCCGUACCAUGUCAUUGCGUUACCCAGGCUGGAGAAAUGACUGAUGCCAGAUGCAUUAUGUACAAGACUUGUUUUAUUUUUUACUUUUUAUUUUUAAUUUUAAAAUUUAGAAUUUUUUGUUUUGGUCAACGUUAUUUUUUUGAUUUGGCAAGUUGCUGAGUCUGUGCUGCAGUAAAUGUGUUUAUGAUUUGGGGAAAAAUGCCAAGUGGGGGGGGGGAUUACGAUGCAAGCAAAGGCGACAUGUUAAUCAUCCGCUCUAAAGAUGCAUUAGACACGCGGGGAGAUGGAGCUCUCCCAGGAAUCAGGAUCAUUCCACUUGAUUACCAGCUUCCAUGUUCUCGCACUAAACAUGAAUCCAGCUUUUUUAUUUUUUUCUCACAGUUUCCUGUCUGCUUUUUAUUUUUUAUCUUUUUUUUUCAUUGUUUUUCAGGACAUACUCCACUGUAGAAUUCUGAUAUUGUUCUUGACACAUACAGGUCUUAUGAUUCAUGGUGCUGCAUUCUUGUUUUUUUUUUUUUUUCCCCAAAUAAAUUUGAAAUCCAGUUAUGUUCCCCACACUUGGUUGCAUUCAUCUUAUCGAUAUAUCACUUGAAAUCAGUUUUAUUUUUUAGUCUAUAUUCAUACCAUUCGCAUGUAACUGUGAUGAAAAGGAAAGGAAUGAAAGGAACAACAAAAAGGAGAUUCGCAAUACAACUUAGUGCACAACCUGAACUAAGUGUCAGAUUUGACUGUUUAUUAACCUACAUGUGUUAUUUAUUUUAUUUUUAACCUGACCAAUCGUGGCAUUCCGUGACACAGAGGGAAAAAUGGGGGGCAGAUCUCUUGACGUUUUCAGAUAGUUUUUUAAAACCUAGGUUAAGAAAAAAAAAGCUGCUAUCUUCUCCUGUCACAGCUGCUUCCCUUUCCACAGAAAGUUGUAUUUUUGUUUUUCUUUCCUUUUUAAAAUCCUCAACAAACUGACCAGCCCCCCAUCCCCCGUCUCCCUCCGCCCCCGCCAUGCUCCAACAGAGACUUUUGGUACAUUUUAUGUGGAAGACUUAAAGGACCAAGGAACCCCAGCCACGUGACUGGACAAUCCACCCCUCUACCGACCUGCCACUACAGCCCACCACCCCUUCCCCUUCAAAUCCAACAAUACACAGGAGGGUUCAUGAAUGUUUUACAGAUAUAAAAAUAAAUAAUUGUGACCCAAAAUGAACCAGCACCUUAAAAAUGAAAGACACAAUAUGACCAUAUGUAUGAUUAUGUGUACUUGUAUAGAAAGAAAUGUGAUAUAGAGUUGUAUGGAGAAAAAUAUAGUACACUGAAUUUAUCGCAUGAUAUUUGUUUGUAGGGUCUGAGUGACCAACUUCUCUCAGACAGUUGGAAGCUAAUCGUUGGGUCUGUUCUGGGUUCCUCCAAAAAGAAACGACAAAAAAGGAAACGACAGACACUGAAUUUUUCUUUCUGUUUUUGUUUUGUAAAGAUUUUUCUGCUGGUUUUGUUUUAUUUUUACACAGAUCAUAGUAACAACUAUUUCAAUUGUUCCCCUCCAAAAAGAUUUAAGAAGAAACAGAUGUAAUGCAUUUUGAUAAUAAAAUAAUCAUGAUGGUUAUGUAUUUUGAAAACAGCCAUUGUGAUGUGUCAUUUAA